AGCAAGCUGUAAAAUUUUUGUAAGAAUGCAAAAGAUGAUUCAUGCAGUAAAAUCACUCAGAACCCAAAUCCGAGCACCGUCGAACUCGGGUCGGAUUGCUUCCGGAGUCGUAUUAAGGCAGGCCACAACUAUUUCUAGCGAUCCAAACAGUAAACACAACAUGAACAAGGCAGAGUGUCCCGAUCAGAAAACUGGAGAUGUGAUGUCCCAAUCAUUUGGGGAAGGGUACGCGACAAGGUCCGAUGAAGAAGGAUUUGGAGGAGUGUUUUCGGACAAUCAGACUUUUCCGAAGACGGAACAGGAUCAGCUGAUCCAUGAGAAUCACCCUGCUUAUGACAAGACGCAGGGAAGCGAAGUCAAGGAGAAGGAGAAAGGGAGAUGCCAGACCCAGGCCAAUGCAUCUACAAACUAAUUAAGCAACCAAUGCCAAUAGCCCUAAUGUCUCUACAAAACGACUGCAUGGAUACGUGGCUUUUUAUGUAGUUCCUUUUCAUUUUUUAUAAAGACCGCAUCCAAAGUUUUUAUUUUUGUUAUGUGUUGAUAAUCAAGAGUGCAUGGACGCUCAAUUUGAGUGAUUGAACUAUAAUUCUUCUUGGUAAUCCUAGCUAUAUGUAAGUAUUAAUGCUAAUAAGUAAUCAUUCUUUGCUUGAUU
This is a messenger RNA of Malus domestica (apple), 652 nucleotides long. RefSeq lists its product as uncharacterized. Lineage: Eukaryota; Viridiplantae; Streptophyta; Magnoliopsida; Rosales; Rosaceae. The record is from RefSeq and is a predicted model, not a curated record.